Molecule: messenger RNA, 482 nt
Organism: Schizophyllum commune H4-8
Lineage: Eukaryota; Fungi; Basidiomycota; Agaricomycetes; Agaricales; Schizophyllaceae
Exons: 3
Coding region: 1-429 (142 amino acids)
Source: RefSeq, a predicted model, not a curated record
AUGUACGUCGAAUCUUUGAUCCUGUCUGAGCGUAGAAUCACUAAAUCCAAGCUUGGGUUUCCAGCUGUCCUCGACGGAAUGCCCAAGCUACGAGUUCUUCACUCACCAGCUAUAUAUCCAAGAUAUGGCUUUGGAUGGAUUGUAAAUAAGACCGCGCUCAUGCGCCACUCCGAGGAGGCGACUGGUCAGCCUUGCCGAGACUACCUCGCCUAUGGCUUGCGACUCUUGAUGGAAGCUGGCUUCGAACGAGGUACAUACGACUUCAUGCACAUCUGUCCGCAUGGCAAGGUAGCGACGUUGUGGUACAUUGCCACAAACGAGUCGCCAGAGAAGCGUGAUCUUGCCUCUAACAAGGAGUAUGUGGAGAGGGCGAAGGCGGCUCUGGGGCAGACUGAACAGGGAAAAUGGUACCACAUAGAUCUUUUCUAGCCAAACAGGACCAAUGCCGUACAAACAGUAUUCAGGAUAGCGCUGCUUUGGUC